UCCAACGGUCGCGCGCCCAAGCCAUGAAAGGGGAGGGGGCGAGAGCAGCAUGCAGGAUUUUAGAAUAUCUAGUCAUUCAGCUUCAGUAUGGAAAGAAAGGACAGAGCGAAGGGCUUUCUGCAGAACAAGAAACACUUGUGGUUUUUAUGGACAUAGAAGAGUCUCCCCAGAAGAUAAAUCAGUCCCACUGUGCUAUUGUCAUUUCAGCAAAGGGCGACUUUUGCCACCGACUCCUCAGGGAUCAGACACACAGAGAAAUGGAAGCCUUGCUGCCUUUAUGCCAGAGGAAAGCCCUGAGCGGAAGAGGAUGUCCUCAUGAAUCUCUACACUCCAUGCCUUUUCAGCUCUCUUUUAAGGUCUGUGAGAAGUCAGAAGUCCUUGCGGAGGACUGUUUAGCAAUGAAGCAGUUCAUCCAUAGGAUCAGCCUUGUCCACACAACGAUCAAGUUUCACUACUGCGUAAAAGCCAAUGGCCGAAUUUCUGCUGAGACCUACAGCGCAGAGAGUAGAGCCAGCGCAUGUUUGCCUGACGGGAGGAGGCUACUCAUUCAUCCGAAGCAUUUUAUGAGGUCAGUAUCGAGGGAUGCAACCUUGUCCUGCGACAAAAUCCACCUUGUGUCCGGUGAGCCAGUUGGCCUCUUUGUUCCAGAUGAAGUGGCCAAAAGAGGCUUCGGCGGGGAGCUACGGCUGACCCCUGUUGCGGCAAUAUGUCCCUGCCAGAAGCCUUUCCCUAACCAGCGAACAAGGAUCGCCACUCUCUCCGUGUUUCUUUAUGACCCAGCAGGACUGCCUAUAGCCUUACCUGCAAUGGAAGCAUCAUGCUCUUUUUUUGAAGACCCUUCAGGUUUAGCAGCAUGGGAGAGAUACGACUAUGUGGCAACACUGAAUUCAGAUCCCUAUUGGGAGGAAGAUACGGCAAAGCCUGACGUCAGAUACAGACUCCAUGCCAGCCAGAAACAUGACUUGCAAGAGACUUCCGAACAGACCUUGCUGCUCUUCCUUUUUCUUAAGCAUUCUGAUCAAUUUCAAGACAAGCCUUUCUAUAACUUCUGGGACCGGCAAUGAUCCUAUCCCAUUUGGCCCUAUUCUCCUGUGCAGCAAGAAGGCU
Molecule: messenger RNA, 1107 nt
Organism: Sceloporus undulatus (fence lizard)
Lineage: Eukaryota; Metazoa; Chordata; Lepidosauria; Squamata; Phrynosomatidae
Gene: TOP6BL
Product: chromosome 9 C11orf80 homolog
Exons: 11
Coding region: 24-1064 (346 amino acids)
Biological process (GO): reciprocal meiotic recombination; meiotic DNA double-strand break formation
Source: RefSeq, a predicted model, not a curated record